CUGGUGACAAUCUGAAUCUCUAAAGGACUGUCCUGUUCUGUUGAGUUUUGUGAUGCAGAAAAAUACAAAGCAGCAGAAAGGCAGAUCAAAAAGGGACAAUGCAAAGGACCCUGAAGGCAGACUUAAGUUUGGUAUUUAAUAUUUCAGUCUGGAGCCUUUUUCUAAUUUGGAGACAGUUACAAGAGGCAAGCAAACCUUUAAAGCCAAGAUGCAUGUCUCCCCGAAUUCCUCUGUGGGUUUGUUUUAUAGACUGAGCAGAGAGGGAUCUGGCUCCAAAAAAGGCGAAGAAGAAGACAGAAGGAGGUGGCUCCAAUGUAUUCUCCAUGUUUGAUCAAACACAGAUUCAGGAGUUUAAAGAGGCUUUUACCAUCAUGGAUCAGAACAGAGAUGGCUUUAUUGACAAAGCAGACCUGAGAGAUACGUUUGCAGCGCUAGGUCGCUUGAAUGUCAAGAAUGAAGAGCUAGAAGAUAUGGUGAAGGAGGCACCAGGCCCCAUUAACUUCACUGUCUUCCUUACCAUGUUUGGUGAAAAACUGAAAGGCACAGACCCAGAAGAGACCAUUCUGAAUGCUUUUAAGAUUUUUGACCCAGAUGGAAAAGGCCACAUAAAGGCAGACUACAUCAAAGAAAUGCUUAUGACACAAGCAGACCGUUUCAGUAAAGAAGAGGUCGGCCAGAUGUUUUCUGCUUUUCCCCCAGAUGUGUCUGGUAAUCUUGAUUAUAAGAACCUCUGUUAUGUUAUCACCCAUGGUGAGGAGAAGGACUAAAGGAGAUGAGCCUUUCCUAUGAAGAGACCUAACAGCUAACUUAGUUUGUGGCGCUUUUGUAUGGAAGACAAAGGGCUAAACAUUCAACAUGUGAAGCCAUAUGGGCAUCAGAAGAGAACCAAUAAAACAACUGAAAUUAGAUUAAAGUUAUUUAAUGCUCCUGUUUUUAUAAAAGCUGAAAAUACUAAUUUUGUGAGUUUUUUCCCCAUCUUUUUUUUCCCUGUCAGUGGUUUGAAAUGGAAUUUUCUUGAUGAACUGGUGCUUUCAUGAUUUAUUGACAGUUCUAAUGUUCACCAGAUGGUCCAUUGGGCACUGUGGUAUUGCUUAACCUCUUGUCUUUUAUAUAUUUGCUCCCUGAGCUAAUUGAGAAAUGCUCUAGCUUCCAGCAUCAGAAAAAACAUUUUGUAAAUAGAAUUCUGUUCCAUUUCACAGCUCCUAACAUCAAAUGUGUAAAUAAAAAAAAAAAAACAUUUUCGUGAAAA
Molecule: messenger RNA, 1249 nt
Organism: Alligator mississippiensis (American alligator)
Lineage: Eukaryota; Metazoa; Chordata; Crocodylia; Alligatoridae
Gene: MYL10
Product: myosin light chain 10
Exons: 8
Coding region: 324-767 (147 amino acids)
Cellular component (GO): mitochondrion; cytoplasm
Molecular function (GO): calcium ion binding
Source: RefSeq, a predicted model, not a curated record